CUUUUUUUAGAUUGCAAUGUUUUACCUGUCUGUAUUUCUGUUCUAGUCUCUGACUUAUUCGGCAUGAGCCUUCCCUAAUGGCAGCCUUUGGCUGGUCAGUCGGCGAUUUGGUUUCUGCCAUCUCUGUCGUUGCGAAGGUAUCAAAGGCACUGAAAGAUGCCGGCGGGGCAGUUGAUGAUUAUCACGAGACUAUUUUAUUUCUGGAAAGUCUAAAGAUAACUUUAACUACGCUUCAUGGCCUCUAUGAAGCAAACGUUGAUCCAAAUGUUCUGUCAGGUCUACAGUCACAGCUUGAACUUGUACAAAAGCCCAUCGACACAUUCACGAAAAAGAUAAAGCGCGAGCUUGGAUCAGCUCUCGAUGGCACGAAAAAAGACAAAGGAGUUCGCACAAAGCUGAAAAGAACUGCGGGCCAGCUAGAAUGGGCAUUUUCGCUGCAUGAACAGUCCCAGGAGCUCAACAGAAAGAUUUUGGUUCCACUCAGUGGAAUCCAGAUUCAACUUGGCAUUCACAUUCAGUCCGUUUCUUUCCCAUUUCGCGAAGUAUAUCUUUGUCUAAUCGUGUUGUAGCUCCGUGCUUUUGACCGUUACCAAUGACAUUUCCGCUAAAGUCGAACAAAGGAUCAACGAUGCUUUGCCAGUGUUGCUUCAACGAUCCUUAGCUUCAAUCACUGCUCUAGAGUAUCGCCGUCAUGCAGAUCAACGCGAUACAAAUAGAGCGAUAUACCGAAAAAUCGAAUCAUUGUCCCAGAUUCUGACUGAUAGCGUAAAGCAAUCACUAAAUAAGAGUCAACAAAAAGACAAGCUACAGUCGCAAACCUUAGAAGAUCUCAGCUCAUUGAUUGUUAAAGCAAUUGACAGGAUCGAUGAGAGAUUGCAAGAUAGCGUUCACAAUCCCGCCAAAAUGUCUGCAAGUACAUAUCCGUUCUCACAUGAGCCGCAAAUCUGCUCAUCGCCUUUUAUACCCAGUGAAACGAUAUGUCGAGCAAGACCUAAAUCUAGUGAGAUUCACGUGAAUGAUGGCAGUUCACUGGAACUUGCAGAGUCACUUCACAAAGGCAUGAUUCAGAAAAAUACCGGUAUUAGCAUCGCUAACGUCGUUGGAUCGAAUUAUGUCAAGCAGCAAAGCAUAGACCAAUCAUUGGUUGCACCUAAGCAAGCUUGGGUAGAAGCUACAAUGCAUUUUAGGCAAUUGUUUGUGAUCCGAUCCUCAGAAUGUUAUCAGUUCCGCUAACAGAGUGAAGCGUUUCCUUGCUAGUUCAAGCAUUCCGAGAAUAUUUUAUUGGAUUAUGGUAUGGAGCAACACCAUUUGAAUUAUUUUAGCUUAAUAUAAGUAGGCCUAUGUUCGCAUGCUUGCUAUAUCAGGCGAAGCUUAUGCAGAGAUGUAUAUCUCAGCUACCGAGUCUACUCUCUAAAGAGAACAUAACUUUCGUGGAUGCCCUUGGAAGAUCACGACGAAUUCCGUAUGUGACUUACGGCCACUGGGAGGUAAUAUUACUGUUGGUCUUUAGAAUAUAGCUUGGCUAAAACUUUUCAAUUGUUAGACAUUCAACAACUUUGUUUUGGCAGAUUUCCGGAAGAUACCUGGAGAAAGCCAUGUUCAAAAAAGUCGAUACCAACUUAUAGCUUCAGAUGGCUUCACUACCCUUGACCAAUUUAAUUGGAAGAGAUUUGUAGUCCCCAAUGCCGACAUUUCAAUGGUUGUCCAUCUAAGCCUUUCCGUGUCUGAUCCCAAGUGUCCGAAAUGUAAAAGCACAUCGAACAUUAAUGUGCAUAGGGGCAUUCGCCAGGGAUUAACUAUUUGGUAACAUAAUUUAUACCCUAUUUUCAACAUCUUCUAACUACAUUUCCCAGUGACAACCCGAAUUGUCAACUAACAUAUCGCUUGGUACCAUACAACGAUGGCCAAUCGCCCCAAACAAGGCUUAGCAGCAAACACUUGGACACUUCUUCUGAAGUCCACGCAUGGCUCGAAGUAGCUAAUUCUUUGAAAAGGGUCGAAUAUGCAAACAUGAGAGAGAAAGUAAAUGCCAUUGCUUUGACUGAUGCAAGCAACAACCCUCAAUUCCAAUCCAACGGACCUGAGCCCUACAGGCACCUAUUAGGAGUGAAGCGCAUAAAAGACCAACAAUCUUACAUUGGGGAUGAGAUUCGCGCGCACACUGGAGCAUUGAAGGAGCGUAAACAGGAAACUACUGAGUUUGAGCUGUAUUUCAAAAGUGUGCAAUGCAGCAUAUUUCCUCAGAAAUGCGAGCUCUGCGGAUUCUCUGAUUUCAAAUACCCGAGCGAAGUGCCAGAGCAUAUGCUUCAAGCACACACCUGCAUCUACACAUGUCUCUUCGAUUUUGCUGGCUGCAAAUAUGCGUUUGCUCGCAAAGAUCAAUGGGAAUGCCAUGUCAAAUCAGAACACCUGAACUGGUUAUGCGACAUAGAUCAAUGUCCAAAUGAGAGAUUACAUCCAGUCAAUCACUACAAGAAAAAUUGGUAUGCCAAAAGCAAGCCAAGACACGCUCUAGCACUUAAAAAACGGGCUGAUAGCGCGAAUGCUAUUUUACGAGCUUCUUUGGGAAAGAAAAAAAGUCUAGCAUCGAAGUUAAACUGCCCAAUAAAGGAGUGUGGGAGGGCUUUUGGUGGUGACACGUGUUGGGACGACAGGAUGGAACACAUUGGAGAGCAUAUAAUUGAUAACACGAUCGCAGUAGCUGGAUAUUUGUGUUCGCAACCAUUCUUGGAUAACACUAUCGAUGAACUAUUCGUUGAAUGGGCUUUAAGUGAGCACAUUGUGGAAAAGGUUAGGCGAAAUUUCCGAUUAGUGACUCCAGAGUAAAUAGCGUGUGGUUUUCAUUUAUAGAGGGCAUUUAUGAUGUCUGAUUCCAAAUAAGCGCAAUGGAAGUGUCGCGAUAGAAAUAUGAGUUGCAUGCUUAUCUAAUUGGCACCUUCGAAUUACUGUAGCAGCUUGUCAACUGCUUUUACCUACAAGAUUUCGAGAGUUGGGCUCGUCGUGAGCUAGCUAUAUGUAGAGCUUAGAUGACAUGAGGUUAAUGGACGAAAAAUGACAUUUUAUGGGGCGGUGAGCGAUCGCACCCGACAUUAGCGGUUCAUCUGAACAUAUCCCUCUCCUUCACAAAAUACGGAUCAUACAUAUUGGCUCUUUUAACC
Molecule: messenger RNA, 3158 nt
Organism: Sclerotinia trifoliorum
Lineage: Eukaryota; Fungi; Ascomycota; Leotiomycetes; Helotiales; Sclerotiniaceae
Source: the annotation of a GenBank genome assembly